AUGCUACUUUCGACGCUUGUUGGAUGUCUUGUUUUACAGUCGCUAGCGGCGCAAGUCCCCCUGUGCUUGUCGCCUGAUGGCAAGCAGUCACUGGAAUGCGAAUCUGCGUCUAGAAUAAUUCAAUCAUAUAACUCCGCUAUCCCUCUGGACUCGGAUAGCCUCGACUUCUUACCUUGGCAGCUUGACGAACCACCUCCUGCUAAUGCAACAGGGCACUUUGUGUUUGAAACUGUGAAUUCGUUACUCCAGCAUUGGCCAAACACACGUUAUCGGAAUGGGCAUGCAAUUAUUCCGGGUGUUGUUCCCAAAGGCACCUUGUUGUAUCAUGGAGCUUUGAGCGACAAAAUGCCUACGAGCCCUCAGUGGACGGCCGUAGAUCCGGAACACUCCAUGUACCUCUGCCGAGGUUCGUCCGAUACAGGAUGUUGGCAUUUGACGCUCGCAGCAACUCGUCCCCUCAAAGUCCUCUAUUUUGAUGGAAAUAGUGCGGGUAAUACCGGAAAUGGUACUAACGACACUCAGGAUAUCAUUGCGUGGGGUGAGUUGAGACCCGACUGGUGGGACGCACAGCGCAUCAAAGAUUUGUGCAAAUGGGGAGCACCAUACGCUGUUGAUGGUUAUGUUCGCAUGGAAAUGGACUUUGAAAUCAUGCUCUGUGAUUUUACGGCUGGCCUAGAAGUCGUCUCCUCGUCUAACCUUGUCAGCCGCUUUAUAGAUCCUGAUACUCUCCGCAAGUCUCUAUUUUCGUUUUCCUCAUCAAUGCACGCCGGGUCAUGGCACAAUCGAUACCCUGGGGCCACACGAAUUAUCCUUGAUCUGGCUGGAAUAGUCUCACUGUACGACACCACGCUCGCACCGUCACUCGUUGGUUUACGCGCUGGCCAGGAGCGAUGCGAUCACCGCAUACAAGGCAUAUCUUCCGCAGACAUCGAAGUGGUCAGGCGUAGCGUCUCUCGCACGUUAGAGCGGCAUCAGGCUGACCUCAGUGGUAUCGACUGGAAAACUCUUUUCAGAGCUAUCGUGGAACGUUACUCAGGGCGCCUUGACUUAAUGGACUACCUUCUCAACUACACCUCCGGCAAUGACACGAUUCUGGACCAAGCAAGCAAGGUGCAAACCCAGCUGCGUGUGAUGCUCACGCCAUACAUUUUCCACACUAUUGUCCCCCCCAGCGCAUCCUAUGAUUCAGCUUACUCCUGGGCAACGCCAGUGUUCCAAGCAUGCGGGACCGCGCACACGUCGUCUAUCGCAUCAUAUAUUGCCAGCUUGAAUCCUUCUGAACGUCUUCUGCUGCGUGCAGCGCAAGAGACUACGCGCGAGAUAUGUCGGAUCACUACGAAGAUGUGGGCCACUGGCGUCCUUGCAGGUCUUGAUCCAUAUCUCCCCCGUGAUUCAACUCUAGACGCCGCGCAACUUGUUCGCCUGAUAGUUACGUGGAGGCAAGAAUUAAGUGCUUUGAUGGCAUGGCUAGAUUGGAGCGUGUGGGUUAGGUGUCGUCCAGCGUGCGGGCCUGAGGAAAUGUGCUACCUGCCUAGUUGGCCCGUAAAUGUGUCAGGGGGUCAGUUGCCCUUCCCAGACAGAGUAUCUUCCAAGCACGGAUUUCUUAUGCAGCUGGCGGGUUCGCAGGAUGAGGAGGAAUGGAGGAAGCCCCAGCCCAAGUGCAUUAGGCGAUUUGCGCCAUAUGGUUUCUAG
This is a messenger RNA of Suillus paluster, 1692 nucleotides long. RefSeq lists its product as uncharacterized. The transcript is spliced from 6 exons. Bases 1 to 1692 code for a protein of 563 amino acids. NCBI's taxonomy places the organism in Eukaryota, Fungi, Basidiomycota, Agaricomycetes, Boletales, Suillaceae. The record is from RefSeq and is a predicted model, not a curated record.